This is a messenger RNA of Seriola dumerili (greater amberjack), 1472 nucleotides long. RefSeq names its product matrilin-3-like (gene matn3a). Lineage: Eukaryota; Metazoa; Chordata; Actinopteri; Carangiformes; Carangidae. The transcript is spliced from 6 exons. Gene Ontology annotation, molecular function: calcium ion binding. The coding region runs from base 1 to 1023 and encodes 340 amino acids. The record is from RefSeq and is a predicted model, not a curated record.
AUGAAGUCUUUCCCCUGGAGCCUCUUGUACUGUGCUUCCCUGCUGCUGUCUGAUGUACUGGGCACAUAUCACCUCAAUGCAGGAGAUCCUCACCUGAUAGCUGCACAAAGCUACGCUCAAACCAGGAAUAAUGGUCGACCACCACUCAGGACCCUGAAUCCAGCAAAGACAGACUCUCAGUGCAGGAGCCGUCCCCUGGACCUGGUCUUCAUCAUCGACAGCUCUCGCAGCGUGCGUCCUGGUGAGUUUGAGAAGGUCAAGAUCUUCCUGGCCGACAUGGUCGACACUUUGGUCGUGGGCUCAGAGGCCACCAGAGUGGCUGUGGUCAACUACGCCAGCACGGUCAAGAUCGAGUUCUUGCUCAAAGACCACUUCAACAAGCCAGACAUGAAGAAAGCCAUCUCCCGCAUCGAGCCCUUGGCGGCUGGCACCAUGACCGGCCUCGCCAUCAAAACUGCCGUGAACGAAGCUUUCACUGAGCAGUCUGGAGCCCGACCUCGCUCAAGGAACAUCUCCAAGGUGGCCAUCAUUGUGACGGACGGGAGACCUCAAGACCAGGUGGAGGAAGUGUCUGCAACAGCCCGGGCCUCAGGCAUCGAGAUCUACGCUGUUGGGGUGGACCGUGCAGACAUGCGCUCCCUGCAGCUGAUGGCCAGCAUCCCUCUGGAGGACCACGUCUUCUAUGUGGAGACGUACGGCGUUAUUGAGAAGCUCACCUCCAAGUUCAGGGAGACCCUGUGCGGUCUGGACCCCUGUGCCAUUGGACAUGACUGCGAACACAUAUGUGUCAACAGCAACGCCUCCUAUUACUGCAAGUGCCGGAAUGGUUAUAUCUUGAACGCGGACAAGAAAACAUGUUCCCUGAAACAGGUGAAGGUGGAGGUGGUGGAGGAUCCCUGUAAAUGUGAAGCCAGACUGGCUUUCCAGAAGCAGACGCAGGCGGCCAUCCAGCAGCUCACAGCCAAGCUAGCCGAUGUGUCUGGGAGAAUAGAGCGUCUGGAGAACAUGGUGGGCCGUGCUUAAAGCUGGACACAGUGAGGCAGCUAACCGGUUUGUUUCCUGUCAGCAGCAGAGCCAUGGACUUACUGCAACAUAGACAUCUGCUUCCUGUCAUCUGCCUCCACCCAUAACUACUGCACGUACUUCAACCACAGGCCAAGUGAAGCUGUGAUUCAUACACCAGUAUCCCUCAAAUUACUGACUGCUGCAACAAUAUCCACAGUUGAUCUGGGAUUUUUUUAUGAACAGUGAAUGCAAUGUUUUGAAACUGCUGUAAAAGCUACUUAUAAUAUUUUUUCUUAACACUAAUAUGAUCAUGGUGUGAUGUUAAAUAACCAAAGAAAAUGAGUACUAUUUUCAUUGUUAUCCUGUACUGUAUUACGUAUGUCUUGUGUCCAGUUUGUACAAAGAUGCAUAUUGUAUAUAGUAGUUAUUUGUGAAAAUGUCUCAUUGGAUUUAUGAAGUGAUUUGAU